AUGUCAUUACGAUCGAAGGAUAUCGACGAUGAUGGGUAUGACCUUGCAAGUGACAUCGAUCGAAUGAUUCAAGUUGUAUCUGAUGAGCAUUCUGCCUUAUCGCUCAUACUGGCCAAUUUGGUGACUCGACGAAUGCGCGAAUUCCAAGACAACGAGGACGAUUUCACUGGCACUGGGACUGCUCCAACGGAUCUCCUGGAAAGUCUUAACUCAAAUAAUGCCGACGGAGUCAGCCAUGGAUUCCUGCGAGACAUAGCUUAUUCCAUGGAUCUUACAACCAUGCCUGACAGCUUGUUGGUACUGGUUCUCCCUAUGCUGCUGCAUGUUGAUACAAAACUUCCGAGCCCCGAGGACCUUCACGCUAUACAUGAAUUUGCUGAAGCAUCGUCAAUGCACCGAGAGCAUGUGGAAACAUGGUUGAGAUCUGAACCGGCUCAAAGCACACUUGAACAGGUUUUCAAGCCAUGGAUGAACUACUACAGCUUCAAACCCGCGUAUCAAUGCAGGGAGGAGAUUGCGGCUUACAAAGCUAGCCGAGGCGGUGCUGGGUUCAACUGUGCGUAUGAAUUCGUGAAAGAAUGCCAAUGUACAAGCUGCCUCUCACUUCUCGGCCGACUUGGGUUGAUCGAUUUCAGGAACUACGACCAAAAUGGGAGAAGCUUUCUUCACGCAGUGAUUGAGGGCGGAGAUGUCGAAUGUGUAAUGUUUGUUGUCGCUAUCUUGCUGAAAGGAGGCGUGGAUCCUCGGCAUUUUCCCACGUCUAUCGAUGGGAUGUCUAUUCCCCACCAUGUCGCUUUAUUGCAUGACAAUCACGUCUUUAGGGGAGUCGUUGAGUUUCUAGAGGAUGCCGGCUACCCUCUAUCUGUGUGGAAUGAUGAUGGCCUCAAGCUCGAACUGUGCAGCUUCAUCACUGCCGAAAUGGCCGAACGGCUCCUGUCCAAAGGAUUCAAUAUCACUAAGCUCCCCAGAAACACACUACCAAUGUAUCUACCCAAGGAGGAUGACCCCGAGUACGAAGAAUCAGGCGAGGAGUGGAACCGCGAUGCAGAAUAUGGUGAUCCGAUCAUCCGGAACGGAGACUUCGAUCCCGAUAAUGACACGCUCGACCCAGGAUCGAUUCAAUAUGAUGCCGUUGGAGUCAAUCCCAUCGAACUUCAUCCUACCUCUCGAACCAUCUGGCACCGGGCAAUCGAGAACCCCGAAGGUCCACGAAUCCUUGACUGGUUGUUGGAUCACUCGUAUACCCAGCCAGGGUGUCGAAGCGACUUCGACCGAGACUCCGGUGAGACUGCUCUGGUGGCUGGGGCAAGAGGAGAACAGCCAGCUGGCAUUGAUUGGUUCUGUCAACACUGUGAUCCUAUGGAAGGGCGGGUCAGAAGUUCCCAGGACACUGAAGGCGAUGAGAGCACAGGCGCUUAUGCGUUACAAGUAGCAGCUCAUAGCCUGCGGCCACACUGUGAUAUCAUUUUCAAAAAGCUUUUGCGUCAUGGGGACCCGCAGAUUUACUGGGACGUCUCUAUGAUCAAGGGUUUGUAUUGGUUGAUUAUCAAGAAUUAUCGAGAUAUGUACCAAAGAUUGGAAGAUCACAAGGAGCCAGGCCGAGAGAGAGCUCAGCAAAUGGCUCUCCUUCGCUCACUCACUUCGGCUAAAACCCAGGCGCUGAAUAACAGACUGGAGCCUUUCUGGGAUACUUGGGGGCCGUCGGAACAGCGAAACUGGCUCAUUCAGUAUUGUGCGAUUCUUAGGUUAAAUUUCCUUGUGAAAGAGUUAAGUUCAAAUGAUUGGGAUCAUUCCGAUUAA
Molecule: messenger RNA, 1800 nt
Organism: Penicillium robsamsonii
Lineage: Eukaryota; Fungi; Ascomycota; Eurotiomycetes; Eurotiales; Aspergillaceae
Exons: 1
Coding region: 1-1800 (599 amino acids)
Molecular function (GO): protein binding
Source: RefSeq, a predicted model, not a curated record